AUGACUCGUACUGGCUUUGACUUCCCAGCAUUGCUUCCUCGCUUGAUAUAUCCUGAAUUUGAAUUGGCACCUGAUGAGCCUACUUACGAUCCUGAUAUACAUUUGUCUCUGACUGAACCUGAUUUUGCCGUUCUACUCGACGGUUUUCGACGCGUUUCCAGGGCACCUAAACUUGAUCAGCCUAUAGCACCUAACGGGGAUAGUCAACUGGCCUACACCGGCCCAUUUCGGCUUCUGAGUGAUGAAGGCUAUCGAGUUCUGCGUAAAAUCAUUCAACGUGAACUUCAGCAUGAAAUGGGUGAUGAGCGUCAGCCGGCUUAUGUUUGUUACAAUGGCUAUCGCAGCAAAUGGAUUCAAGAUUUCAAUCGGUGUCCACAUGUUCUCGAACAUCUGUCACGCAUGACUGGAGAUGUUCAGCUCCUUCCAACGGCACUUCAGUCUACUUAUAGUCAUAUCAAUAUCGGUCGUGCGACCAAAAAAAAUAUUGAUGCCUGGCACUGCGAUAGUGUGCCCUAUGUUCUCAUUCUGCUUGCCUCCGAUAUGAAUCAAACGGUCGGCGGUGAACUUCAGCUUAUCGAACGCGAACCCAAAGAAGCCUUUCGUCUCAUUGACAAAUAUAAGGGUCAAGUGCCAAAAGAUUUGAUUCGACCAAUCGACUAUCUUGGUCCGAAUUCAUGUGUGUUCAUGCAAGGUAGCCAUAUAUCACAUCGAGUCACCGGUAUUCAAUCUUGUUCAGAGCUUCGUUUCACUGUUGUUAAUUCUUAUGUAUCAACGAAUCCUUUUGCAGAAGAAUAUACACGAUAUGACACAUUUCGAAAUGAGGUUACAGCCGAUUUGGAAUUUGCAAUGCACAAGACAUGGCGUGCAAACGCUCAAAUGCUGGAUCUAGCCGUUAACGGUCAUCCAUGGCCAACACGCCAACAAAUAGUCGAUCAUCUCACAAUGGCUAUUAACGAAUUGACCCAGUGCCGUGAUCUACUUCUAGGCAUCAAAUCUGAUCGAUUGGGUUAUUAUGACGAAAAGAAACAAACGAUGGGCAGCUAUGAUAUACCUCCAUCCAAAUCCGAUAAGAAUGACCAAUCAAAUCAUUGUUAA
This is a messenger RNA of Rotaria sp. Silwood2, 1095 nucleotides long. NCBI's taxonomy places the organism in Eukaryota, Metazoa, Rotifera, Eurotatoria, Philodinida, Philodinidae. The record is from the annotation of a GenBank genome assembly.